UUCCCAAAACAUUCGUGUCGCUUCCAAACCUUAAAGACAAGAUUCGCAUGCUCAAAGAGUUCAUUUCUGGGAAGACUGAUGUUGCUUUAAAGUUCCCCAAGCACAGUGCUUCAGGUGAAGACCCAUCGAUCCAAUUGGAACUUAGAGCUGGGCAUGUCAUUUCAUUCUCAGAAGACAUUGAGGUGUUAGAAUUAACUCGUGAUGCAAUGAUAAAACCUAAAUCAAAAUCUGCACGCUCCACCAAAAUCUUGCACUCAACUCCAAAAUCCCAAGUGGCCCCCAAAGCUUUUGCAUCUGUUUCAUAUGCCAAGAAGUCUUUGCCUCCAACAGUUGGGAAUACUUCAAAUUCAGAACCCAUAGAUAACAACAAGAGAAAAACAACGAAAACAAAUCCAUCAAGAAGCAAAGAUCAAGCAAUCAAACCAACAGCUGAUGAAGUCAGUGAUUUGGGUGUUUGUGCUCUACAAUCAUCUGAAAGCGAAGAAUCAGACUCUGGUAAUGAAGAAGAAGAUUGGCUGGCUCCAUCUCCUCCUCCUCGUACCCACAACAAAAUCCCCCGGACUGAUGUAGAUCGCUGUAUUGGUGGCAGUGCCUCAAGUAAUGGUGCCGUUCACUCGGUCGUUCAUCGCAAUGAAAUUAUUCGGACUCCUCCAGUAUCUCGGUGUAACACGCCAUCAUCUUUCCGAACUCCAAGUAGAGAAGAGUUUUCGAAAGACUUGCAAUCUUUGAAUAAUGAAGCAUCUCAUCUGGAUGAUAGUAAUUGCAAUGAAGAAAAAAGUCAGGAGGCUCAGAUCAUUGGACAGUCAAAUUCCCUUCAAAACAUUGAGGAAGAAAAUUAUUUUUUCAAAGAACAGUUGAAUCAAAGCUUGAUUGAUUACGAACAUAUGAAAGCUGAAUACGAAAGGAAACUACAUGAAAAGGAAGAACUUAUAAAGAGUUAACGUGAUGAUAACCCAUUAGUACAAGCACAAAGUAGGGUUAAGACUGACAUCUAUUCAAGGUUGUAAAUUUUAAUUUGAUUUUAUAUUUUAAAUAGCUCUAAGGGAAUCUGUGUUGUU
Daphnia pulicaria is the source of this 1058-nucleotide messenger RNA. RefSeq lists its product as uncharacterized. The record is from RefSeq and is a predicted model, not a curated record. NCBI's taxonomy places the organism in Eukaryota, Metazoa, Arthropoda, Branchiopoda, Diplostraca, Daphniidae. The transcript has 6 exons. The coding region runs from base 48 to 941 and encodes 297 amino acids.